UCAAAAACAUUACAUAUUUGUAAAAAACGAACAUGCUCAGGUUUACUAACCUAUUCUAACAAUAUUAACAUUAGUAUGGUAAAUGAACUUAAAAUCUUAGGGUUAGUACUAGACUCUAAAUAUAGCUUUAAGGCCCAUUGUAAGCAUAUUAAGGACUGCCUUGUAACGCGACUAAAUAUAAUCAAAUAUCUAACGUCGAAAAAAAGUUUAAUUCAUCCAUUAACACUUAUCAACGUCACCAAGGCUCUAGUGAUCUCCAAGAUCGACUACGCUCUACCUAUCUACGGCAACUGCCCGGCUUCUACAAUGAAAAUACUCUCCCCCCCUUACCAUGUGGCCAUGCGCAGAAGCAUCAGAGCAUUUCCAACAACACCACUAAAGAACCUCUUUGCUGAAACUGGCCUGCCAACUAUAAUAGACAGAACUAUCGACUGCACCAGACGUUUACUACCAAAGCUUCUGUUCACGACCAACACUAUUCUCGCCAAAGACGCCCAAAAUGCUCUCUCGAGGAAACGGAAACCUAAAUGCUUGUCAGCAAUCGCGCGAUGCGUUAACUUCGCCAGGCAACUUGAGUUACCUUCCUAUAAAUGUUCUCUUGGACCUGAAACUCGUCCACAAUGGAUGAUAAAAAACUCUUCAUUUGCUAUUAAGACCCUGCAAUUGCCGAAGGAUAAGACCUCAAGCGAAAAAUACAGGCAACUCUUCGCUUCGCAGAAGUCAAAAUACUCCAGUUACGGUUGGAACUUUAUAUACACCGACGGCUCAAAAACAGCAAACAGCUCAACGUUCGCAGUCACAAAAGAAAAUGGUGACUUGAUUCGACACGGCACUCUCCACACAAUAUGUUCAUCAUUUACGGCCGAAGUCGUCGCUUUAUUAGAAGCAGUUACUUAUGUAAAUCACACCAGGGGAAAGUAUAUCGUAUGCACCGAUAGCAAAUCUUGCAUCGGAGCCAUAGAAUCGCCGGAAAACACACAAAAUGAAAUAGUCGCCAUACGCAACAAUCUUUUAAAAUAUCCAAACAAACUGAAACUGAUGUGGAUCCCGGGGCACACAGGGAUAUCUGGGAAUGAAAAAGCAGACGCAGCUGCGAAAAAUGCAGCAAAUACGCCAACCAUAACUUUUGGUUAUUUCACAAAACAAGACAUUAUAACUGAGAUUACACGCCUAAGGAAAAAAUCAGCAAAAGAUAAUUGGAGUGGAUAUAUUCAUCACUAUUCGAAAAUCAACCCGUUCAGAAUUAAGCCGACCUACACUGCCGAUAUCACCUUACGCGCCAUCAAGCCCUUUACCCGCUUACGUCUGGGACACACCAUAAUUACACACGCUUAUUUAUUGCAACGUGCCCCUCAUGGAAACUGCCCAUUCUGCGACGAAAACGCAACGAUACAACACAUAUUAACCGCUUGCCCUAUAACUGCAACAAUUAGACAUGAGAUCUUUAAUUCGGCCGAUCCAUUCCAGCUUCUGAAUGAGCCCACCCCCAAAAAUGUGAAUAUGAUUUAUAAUUUUUUUAAGGAAACAGAUCUACUUCGACGAAUAUAAAGAUAAUUAAUUAACUCACUAACCCUACUUCCUAAGUACUAAUCUAUCCUUUCACUUCUGUUUUAAUAUUAAAUUAAACAUACACAUGUAUACAGCAUAACAGACAGCCGAAAGCCUCUGCUGCUAGUGCUGCUAGAUAUUUAUUUGUAGAAUAUUAAGUAUUGUACAAAUAAUUUAUAAAAACAAAAAAAAAAAAAAAUAAAAAAAAAAAAAAAAUUAUCCAUUCCCUCAAUGAUAACCAAUCGGUGAUUAAUAUAGUCGAUCAAAGGAUCAUACUCAACAGCGGCACCAUUAAAUGCCUCUCACGUACUCAGUGAAAACUUACGUCUUCUUUCUGCCUGCCUUUCAGCAUUUAAAAGACGUCGUCAGUCUCUUCCCCAGUCAAUUGCGUGUGACAUUCGGCAUCUAAAACCCGACGUGUCUGAGUCUGUUCCACUGUCUCAGAAGCUCUUUGAGAUGCGUGGCGUUCAGCAUCCAGGGUCUGACGGGCCUGAAUCUGCGUAAACGUCUUAGAGGCCCUUUGAGAUGCGUAGCGCUCAGCAUCUAAGGUCCUACGGGCUUGAGUCUGCGUAUAGGUCUCAGAGGCCCUUUGAGAUGCGUGGCGUUCAGCAUCCAAGGCCCGACGGGCCUGAUUUGCUCUAAGGUCUCAGAAGCUCUUUGAGUCGCAUGACGCUGAGAAUCUAACAUCUGACGCGUCUGAGUUUGCUCUUCAUUUCUAGAUUCUUGGCUUCUAGCAACUUUUUUAGUUCGAGCUCUGCUAGAACUACGACUUAGAUUCGAUUUACGUUUGCGUGGCAAAUCGAAAACAAUAAUUAAAGAUUUUUUAAAUCGGUAGUUUUAAAAUCUACAACGUAAGACAAUUUUUUAUAAAAACUUUGAUAAAGCAAACCUUUUUACUUAAAACUUAAAUAUCUAAAUCAAUCUAUAAGGUAUUGAACUUAAACAGCUAUGCACCUGACAAACCUUUUAUACCUAAAACAACAUCCCGAACUAAAUAACACUUAACCUACACAUUAAUUGAGAAUUAACAAAUGAAAGCGACUGCAAAAAUAAAGAAUAAUACGUAUCUGAGUAAACCUGGAGAUACGAAUGAUUGGUUAAGAAAAUACCUACAUCUAACAGCUACCUUAACUACCUAAUAAUAAAAAUGUAACUAAGUACUAUCUAUCUCCAAACUAAAUUUCAUCAAAAUCCGUUCAGCCGUUUAGGCGUGGAAGAGUAACAGACAGACAGAGUUACUUUCGCAUUUAUAAUAUUAAUGGCUCAGUGAAUAAAGGCGAACUAACGCCUAAGAAAAAGAAAUAAUGCCUAAAAAUUGCAUAUAGGAAUUAGGCGGUUGUUCAUAAUGAAAGAAUGCCUAACAUUUUAGGAAUUUCUUCAUUAAAAUUGUUAGGUGAUUCUUCAUAAUGAAAGAAAACCUAACAAUCAAAAAUGAAUUAGGUAUUUAUACAUUUUUGAUUGUUAAGCUUAGUACGCAGCUCUCAAGAAACGUAAAAACUUCAUAUAAAAAAACGCUUAAGAAACGGUCCAGAAACGUUCCUGCGAUAAAGUUACUUGUGCUAGUACGCAGCUCUCAAGAAAUCUAGUACUAAUGUUUAAUACUUUUUUUCAAUAAAAUGUGAAUAUGGCAAACCUGGUUUUGCGAAGAAACAUCAAAUCAACAAUUGUUUCUUGAGGGAAAUUCGAAGUAAUCGUCAAAUUCAUCCUAAAUUAGUUGAAAUCAUUAUUAUAAAGUAUAUUCCAUUUUGAAAUGUUGUAUAAAACCAACCAAUCAUCAACAACAUUCCUUAAAUCUCAAUGAAAAUAUUUGUGUUACCAUACACAUACAUACAUACAUACAUACGCACAAAGUUUGUUUACUUUGUUUAUUCUCUCUUGCUCUUCUAAUGUGAAUCAUUCACAAUGCGUAACCAGCUGUCAAAAUUACUUGAGAAAUAAUGUAUUUUUUUCUUGAGCAAUUACUUGAGAGCUGCGGACCAACCUUUAGGCUUUCUUUCAUUAAUGUUAGGCGAUUUUUCGUUUUGCUAAAAGUGUGAUUUUUAUUACUAUUAUGCGUGAAUUUGUUGAAGACUAACGGUUGUACUUACGGUUAGACAAAUGCUUUAGCAUUUUGUUAUCAGUUGUCAUUUGGUAAACUUCUAUCACUACGAGCAAGUCAUUCAUAACUGUUGGACAUUGAAAUUUAUAUUAUAAUUAAAAAUGGAUUACGAAAUAAUUUCUGGCAAGAGGAUUAGUUCAAAAUUUGCUUUAUGCAAUAUCAGAAAUGCAAUUGUGUAAAUUUAAAACAUUAAUAAGAAAUAAAAAGUAUUAUGUAUGUAUGUAUAAAUAAAAAAUGCAAGGCAAAGGUUGAAUUAGUGAAUGACGUAUGUCGAAAACCAAAAAAUGUCAUUGAAAAUAAAGUGAGUCGGAAAACCUGGUAAAUGAAUUAAAGUGUGUAAGUAAAAUUAAAAGUGAAUGUUUGAAUUCGUCCUCAGUUUUGAGUGAUAUGAAUGCGCUAAGUACAAUCAAAAGAAGUUUCUACGUUUGUUUGUGCAAGAAACCAAGAGCAAUCUCAACAUUUAGAUUUUCACAAGAUGUAAAGAGACUUACAGUUAUUAGAGCAAAGACAUUUGUGAAAUCUCCGAAGUAGUAGAGGCAUUUCAGUUGGAAUCCAUUUAUACGAACUUUGGUUUAACGAAGCAUGGAGAUCCGAAACAUCAAUUUUUUAUUGCUUGCAUCCAAGGGAAUAACGGUUCAUUUUGCAUAUUUGCUUCAAAGAAAAUUAUGCCAAAAUUUGAAGAAAAUAUUCUUCCUAUGAAUAGGACAUAUAUAGUAGAUGGAACAUUUUCAGUUGUUCCAAAUGGAUGUUUUAAGCAGCUUUUAAUAAUUCAUAUUGAAUACUUCGGAAAGAUCUUUCCAUUCUUUUUUAUACUUAUGGAUAAAAAAUCGCAAAAAAACUAUGAAGAUAUAUUUUCAUACAUUAAUGAAACUGUAUUUGAAUUAAGCGCCAAAAGUUUUCUAACUGAUUUCGAAGUCAGUCUUCAAAUGGCAAUAAGAAAUAAACUCACCGUUGGUGAAAUCUAUAGUUGUUGGUUUCUUUAUUGCCAAGCAAUAAGGAGAAAUAUUUCAUAUGUAUAUGUAUGUAUACAUAUGUAAGUGGAAACAAUUGGCUUCUUCAAUAAGAAACAAUCAAAAUGCCUCUACGAUAUACCAUAAAAUCCUUGCUCUACCUCUGUUACCAGCUACACAAAUAAAUGCGGUUUUUGUGAACAUAAAAGAAGAAUUGAUGAAUACAAAUAUGCAAGAAUUAUUUACACCAUUCAUGAUUUAUUAUGAAAAGCAAUGGUUGCGAAAGGUAAGUUCCCUUUUACAAAAUGUUAAAAUGAAGGUAUUAGUUUUGCCUUUUACAAAAUGCAUACACCACCUUGUAAACAUUCUGUAAAAGGGAAAAUUACAAGAUUUCAAAAUCAUAAAAGCAAGUUGUUGUUGUUUUUUUCAAGGUGACACCCGAAGUAUUUUCGGUUUUCUUAAAAAGAACAUGGACUACAUCAGCUGUCGAGGCCUAUAACGGCGUUAUUGGCCGCAUCAUUCAAAAAAAUUUUUUCAAAUUUGUUAAAGCUCUUAUUGAUGAAGAGUUUAAUACGAGUAGAGAUUUUGAUCUUCUUAUAUGCAGUGGUGGAUCCCAUGGUACUUCAAAAAAAAGAAGACCGUAUAUGAGCAAAAAUCAAGUCAGAUUCAAGAAGCCAGUCAUGAACUCUUGCAGGGAAAGAUUACGCCCAAAGAAUUUUUGCAAAGAAUGGUUUUCAAAAAAAACUAAAAUUUGUGUUGACCUAGAACCAGAUGAGGACAUAUUAGAAUCAAAUGGUCUUCCUUAUGACAGUAAUAACGAGGAUGAUAGGUUGUUAGGUUUUCUUUCAUUAGGGGUUAUUACAUAAUGAAAAAAAACCUAACAAUUUAGAUUUUCUUUCAUUUUUAAAAUUAGGCUUUCCUUCAUUUUUAAAGUUAGACGUUCUUUCACUUUCUUGUUAGGCGUUCUUGUUUAGGCAUUAUUUCAUUUUUAAAAAUUAGGCGUUAGUUCGUUAGGCCUUUAUUCACUGAGCCAAUAUUAAUAUGGAAUAUGGAUAUGGAUUUGCGCGAGUUAAUUUUUACAUUGAGUAAAAAUGAGUCAAAAGAAUAUAUUUUGAGCUGCACCGAAAUGUGUACUCUUUAUUUAUACUCUUAAGACUAACUUAUUACAUCGUUCUUACUUCUAUUUUUACUAACUAGUAUAUUUACUUAUUAUUAAAUAGUUGAUAGUUUGUCUACAUCAAGAUUAAUUAUUUGUUUAGGUUUGUUUACAUAUACAUAUAAAUAUUGUUUGCUUAGAUA
This is a messenger RNA of Bactrocera dorsalis (oriental fruit fly), 5895 nucleotides long. RefSeq lists its product as uncharacterized. Lineage: Eukaryota; Metazoa; Arthropoda; Insecta; Diptera; Tephritidae. Gene Ontology annotation, molecular function: nucleic acid binding; RNA-DNA hybrid ribonuclease activity. Gene Ontology annotation, biological process: DNA replication, removal of RNA primer. The transcript has 3 exons. The record is from RefSeq and is a predicted model, not a curated record. The coding region runs from base 76 to 1548 and encodes 490 amino acids.